Molecule: messenger RNA, 1607 nt
Organism: Ectocarpus siliculosus
Lineage: Eukaryota; Phaeophyceae; Ectocarpales; Ectocarpaceae
Source: the annotation of a GenBank genome assembly
AUGGGUUGCUCUGGCAGCCGCCAGCAGCCCGCAUCCCCCACCCGAAGGAAUAGAUAUGACGAGUUCGGGGCUCUUAUUACCGAUCCGCUGAAGGGUCCUACCAAGGCCGACAUCAGUUUCAUUGAAACCUGCACGCCGAGGGCGCUCGAGCCCAAAGACAAGGAUGCGACCAAAUUGCCUCUCUUGGUGCUGGCGAAAGACCACGACGAAUGGUUCAGGUGCUUGAGCAAACGGUGCAACCCAGGGGUGACGUGGAAACAGGACGGAAACACAACGUCGCUAGGGGUUGAGCUCAUGGGCCACAGGUUGUACGACGAUUGGUGCGAGGCAAUGGCGCGUUGGGAUGCGAGACACGCCACGACCAACAGCACCGGCGUGCGACCACUGGAUUCGUCGCAGAGAAACGACUGGUGGUCGAUCGGCGACUACGGCGGCGUGUCUGUCGCUCUUGGGUUAUCUGUUAUCGCUACAGCCUCACUCGGGUGUCCACUUGUCUAUGUUGGCCCUGUUAUUUGGACGGUCAUCAAAGCGUGGCGGGAAAGUUUCAAGCGAUGUCGACCAUCACAUAAGCUGACGAAGAUCUUCUCCACCCAUGAGACUAUCGUCGGGUCCGUUCUCAAGGAGCUCGACACACGCAUCAAGGCCGCAGAAGAGGUGGCCAAGGCCAACCCGGGGCACCGCCCUUCGAUAGAAAAGAGCGCCCGACAGAGAAACCGCAUGGAUGGUCUGAGGAUGCUUUUGGAAAACGACACUCGGGUAGGUGCUGCUACAAGGUGUGUCGUGGACCACGGUGUCAUCGAUGACUACCCCCCACUCCCACCCGAAAUACGGGAGAGCUGAGAAUCCGCACGAGCGCCCUUCGCUCCUUCAAAUGUAUCUCACCACGAGUUAAACAUAGGCGGGUGCUCAACUAACCAAUUCUGCAGAAAAUGGAGAGCGUCGCCCGAGGGAGAGCAAACUACGACGCCAAGUGUGAACAGAUGACGAACAUGCUCAGAACUCUCCUCGACUUUGAAAGGGAGCUUCAUAAAGAGCUUAUGGAAGAGGAGCGAUCGAACGACCUGCAGAAGGUGGUGGAUGCAUUGAAGAGCAUUGAGGAGUCCCUGCUCGGCGCCUCAUUGACGCGUUCUAGUUCCAUGUUCCUGGAUGAUCUGGACGGUAGUGGGGUCCAAGACACCCAGAGGCAACCGUCGGCCGCCUUGUUUGCAGCGUCGACGUCGUACCACAACGGCAGAACGGACAGCAGCACCACCAGUCCUUCGGGUCAUUACGCAGAGACCAAGAGACGCACCCAUGGCUGGUGAAGGCCAAGUCGGCGAUGCGUGUAGAGCCGAUGAGGUAUGUGUGUAGGCCGACGGGCCUUUCUAUCAUCUGAAAAGUGAAAGAGGCUGCUGUGAAUUACGAAGACCCCGCGAUGAUCCGCAGUGGCCCGUAGUUUGUCAUGAGUAAGCCCAGAGGAACGCUUGAUCACACACACGGUGUGCAGUUGUAUACAGUAUUUCUAUUCUUCCGUGGACUUGAUUUUUGCCUUAGCCAAUGACACGAGUUGUCAUGGUUGCGUUCCUUUUCUUGGCGGGAAGUUGGACGUGAAAAUCAUUUGUCGACGA